UGAAAUUGCUCAAAACUACAAGUGGUACAAUUGAGGCGCAUCGAACCGAGCACCUAUCGAUGCAGCCAGCUUACAAAGCCAACACAACCCUUCACUUGGUCCACUACAAAAGCUUUCGUUUACAACAUAUGGUACGGGCUUCUUUGUUUCAUUCACCUUGAUCAUUACCAAAUUUCCGUCCAUCAUGUCCGCAAUUUCGAAAGGCUCCCUCGUCCUAGUGACAGGUGCUAAUGGAUUCAUCGCGAGUCAUACCGUUGACCAGCUUCUCAUCGCAGGCUUCAAAGUGCGGGGAACAGUCCGCUCAGAGGAUAAGGGCAAAUGGUUGCUGGAUCAUUUCAACAAGAAAUACGGCCCUGGAUCACUCGAGAUUGCCGUUGUGCCAGAUAUGUCUGUGAAGGGUGCAUUCGAUAAUGCCGUCAAAGGAGUCUCUGGAGUCGUCCACAUGGCAAGCAUCUUGACCUUCGACCCAGAUCCGCAAAAGGUCAUUCCGGUUGUCAUUGCUGGAAUCGAACAUGUUCUCGAAUCUACGGCCGCUGAGCCCAGUGUGAAGCGCUUAGUUUACACUAGCUCGUCCACGGCAGCAACAAAUCCGAAGCCAAAUGUCAAGUUCGAUAUCGACGAGAACACCUGGAACGAAGAGUGCGUCGAGCGUGCGUGGGCGCCAGGUCCUAUUAAGGAAGAUCGAGCCUGGGAUGUAUAUGGUGCGAGCAAGACUCAAGCCGAGCAGGCGCUAUGGAAGUUUGUAAAGGAGAAGAAGCCUCAUUUCGUUGCCAAUUCCGUACUGCCAAAUACAAACAUGGGCCCAAUCAUCGACCCUGACAACCAGCCUGCGAGCACUGGCAAUUGGGUUCCAGACACGUACAAUGGAGGUACAGCAAUGGACACUCCAGCUCCACAGUAUCACGUUGAUGUCCGAGAUUGUGCACGGCUACAUGUCGCCGCUUUGAUCGAUCCUGAGAUACAGAAUGAGCGGGUCUUCGCGUUCACUGACCCAUUCAACAAAAACAUUAUCAUCGACAUUCUGCAGGAGCUUCGUCCUGAUCAUAAGUUCAACAACCGCUUGGAGAACCCAGGCAAUGAUCUAAGUGUUAUUUUGCGGAAGCCACGUACUGAGGAGAUUCUACGCAAGAACUUUGGCCAGGAGAAACUCAUUCCUCUUAGAGAGAGUGUUGAGGCAAACAUAGCUCAUUUGAAAUAAAAUUUCACAAUAGUUAGGCAACAGAAAUAAAACCAUGCCCGUAGUCAAGCAAUUCCAUACGACCCAUAACGCUAUAAACAC
Messenger RNA from Pseudovirgaria hyperparasitica, 1279 nucleotides. RefSeq names its product NAD(P)-binding protein. The transcript has a single exon. The record is from RefSeq and is a predicted model, not a curated record. NCBI's taxonomy places the organism in Eukaryota, Fungi, Ascomycota, Dothideomycetes, Acrospermales, Acrospermaceae. Gene Ontology annotation, molecular function: 3-beta-hydroxy-Delta5-steroid dehydrogenase (NAD+) activity. Bases 185 to 1198 code for a protein of 337 amino acids. Gene Ontology annotation, biological process: steroid biosynthetic process.